CGCUCUAAGCGCCUCGGGUCUGUUUGGUCACUUGGUUCUCUGACCGGGUCCGAAAAGCUGCAAUAAAACAAAAACUGCGGGAUAAAAACAAAACCAGAGAUGAAACCUGGAAGUAAAUCAAAUGUUCAGUUUCCAGUUUAACAGCUGAAACAUUAAGAGGAAGCGGAUCAGAACCAGAACCAGAACCAGAACCUGCCCAAUGACGCAUUUUCCAUCACAGGUAUAAAUACCGCGCAUCAUUCUCCGUCAGCAGCCGCGACCUGCGCUGCUCUGCGCUCCUCCCGGCAGUCCGCUAUGUGCGCUGAUCGGCUGCGCACCGGGCUCCGCUAACACGCUCUGUCCGCACCGCGCCACCAUGGACGGCACCAACAACACCACAGCCUGGCUCGACUUCCCCAACUCCACCGAACCGGCCGCCGCCGCCGCGGGCGCCGAGGUGACGCUGAGCUCCCAGCUGCUCACCUCCUUCCUGCUCGGCGCGCUCAUCCUGUGCGCAGCCUUCGGGAACGGCUGCGUGGUGGCGGCCAUCGCGCUGGAGCGCUCCCUGCAGAACGUGGCCAACUACCUGAUCGGCUCCCUGGCCGUCACCGACCUGAUGGUGUCGGUGCUGGUGCUGCCCAUGGCGGCGCUCUACCAGGUUCUGGAUCGCUGGACGCUCGGCCCGGUGCCGUGCGACAUCUUCAUCUCCCUGGACAUGGUGUGCUGCACCUCAUCCAUCCUGCACCUGUGCGCCAUCGCGCUGGACCGCUACUGGGCCAUCACCGAGCCCAUCGACUACAUGAAGAAGCGGACGCCGAGGCGAGCCGCGGUUCUGAUCAGCGUCACCUGGAUAGUCGGGUUCUCCAUCUCGGUGCCGCCGAUGCUGGUGAUGCGCUCCCAGCCGAGCGGCGACGCGGAGGACCGGCACAGCCAGAUGGAGUGCAAGAUCCGGCAGGACCCGUGGUACACGAUAUACUCCACGUUCGGCGCGUUUUACAUCCCGCUGACGCUGAUGCUGGUUCUGUACGGGCGGAUUUUCAAAGCGGCGCGGUUCCGGAUCAGGAGGACUGUGCGUAAAACCGAGAAGAAGAAAGUGUCCGACUCGUGCCUGGCGCUGUCGCCGGCGCUCUUCCACAAGAAGCCGCACGGCGACGCGCAGCAGGGCAAGAGCUGGAAGCGCAGCGUGGAGCCGCGGCCGCCGCUGCCGCCGCCGAGCGUCAACGGCGCGGUGAAGCACGCCGACGACGGCGAGUCCCUGGAGAUUAUCGAGGUGCACAGCAGCUCCAGGGGCCACCUGCCGCUGCCCAACACCCCGAGCUCCGCGCCGCUGUUCGAGAGCCGCCACGAAAAGGCGACGGAAGCCAAGCGGAAGAUCGCGCUGGCGCGGGAGCGGAAGACGGUGAAGACGCUGGGCAUCAUCAUGGGCACCUUCAUCCUCUGCUGGCUGCCCUUCUUCAUCGUGGCCCUGGUGAUGCCGUUCUGCCGGGAGUCGUGCUACAUGCCCGGCUGGCUGGAGGCCGUCAUCAACUGGCUGGGAUACUCCAACUCCCUGCUCAACCCGAUCAUCUACGCUUACUUCAACAAAGACUUCCAGAGCGCCUUCAAGAAAAUCAUCAAGUGUCAUUUCUGCAAACCCUGAAUCAGAAACGAACCGGGACAGAAACUCGUGUUGAUAAUCAUCGUUAAAUAUCUCCAGACUGUCUGUAGACUAUGCAUAGAUAAAGCUGUGAUCGUUGGAUUGAGGCUCAUGUUCGUGUUCAUGUAAUGUCCAAUAAAAAUAUACUUUUUUCACAAACUCUCGGCUUUUAGGUUGAUUUUUAUGGGGGAAUAUUAUUGCCAUAAGUCGAGCGCAA
Molecule: messenger RNA, 1832 nt
Organism: Xiphophorus couchianus (Monterrey platyfish)
Lineage: Eukaryota; Metazoa; Chordata; Actinopteri; Cyprinodontiformes; Poeciliidae
Gene: htr1ab
Product: 5-hydroxytryptamine (serotonin) receptor 1A b
Exons: 1
Coding region: 356-1618 (420 amino acids)
Biological process (GO): regulation of hormone secretion; regulation of vasoconstriction; adenylate cyclase-activating adrenergic receptor signaling pathway
Cellular component (GO): plasma membrane
Molecular function (GO): G protein-coupled serotonin receptor activity
Source: RefSeq, a predicted model, not a curated record